Molecule: messenger RNA, 1240 nt
Organism: Gilbertella persicaria
Lineage: Eukaryota; Fungi; Mucoromycota; Mucoromycetes; Mucorales; Choanephoraceae
Product: diacylglycerol acyltransferase
Exons: 3
Coding region: 46-1128 (360 amino acids)
Biological process (GO): triglyceride biosynthetic process
Cellular component (GO): endoplasmic reticulum membrane
Molecular function (GO): diacylglycerol O-acyltransferase activity
Source: RefSeq, a predicted model, not a curated record
UAACCAUCGAAAUUUUGCUUUUUUUUCUUUGUUAUUCAACACACUAUGAAAGAGUCGAUAGGCAGCGAAAAAAGCAAGAAGAUAUAUACAGAUAGACAAAAAGAUACAAAAGAUGCCUUAUCACAUGUUCGUUGGGCUCCUUUAACGAUACCAUUCGAGCGUCGUCUUCAGACUGCUGCUGUCUUGACUUGGGUAUUUUUGCUAGGCAAUUGCUUUACUUUAUUUCUUUGGUCAUUAUGUUUACCCUUCCUGUGGCCACUCCAAAUUGCUUACAUUAUAUUCAUUGCAAAAGAUAAAGCACCGGAAAAUGGAGGGCGUCGCUCAGAAUGGUUUCGUCGCUUACCUUUCUGGCAUUAUUUUGUCAGUUACUUUCCUAUCAAACUCGUAAAAGAAGCUGAUUUGAAUCCAGAAAAGAACUACGUUUUCGGCUACCAUCCGCAUGGUAUCAUCAGCAUGGGUGCUCUUGGUAACUUUGGUACAGAAGCAACUGGUUUCUCAAAGCUUUUUCCUGGCAUUGUACCCUCGUUGCUCACCUUGACAACCAAUUUCAAUAUUCCUAUCUAUCGCGAAAUAAUUAUGGCCUUAGGUCUUGCUUCGGUCUCUCGUCAUUCAUGUGAGCAUAUUUUAGCAUCAGGACCAGGUCGAUCAAUUGUAAUAGUGAUUGGAGGAGCAGCAGAGUCAUUAAGUGCGCGUCCUGGUAUUGCUGAUUUAACGUUGAAAAAAAGGCUUGGAUUUAUUCGAAUGGCUAUUCGCCAUGAAGCUGACUUGGUGCCUACAUUUUCUUUUGGGGAAAAUGAUUUAUAUGAACAAGUAGAUAACCACAAGGGCAGCUGGCUUUGGAAAAUUCAGAAAAAAAUGCAGCAAGGUUUAGGAUUUACUAUGCCUUUGUUUCAUGCACGAGGGGUUUUCAAUUAUGACAUUGGGUUGAUCCCAUAUAGGCAUCAAGUGGUUACUGUUGUGGGGAAACCUAUUUCUGUUCCAAAACUGAAAGAAGGCCAGACUGAGCCUACAGAAGAACAACUAAAAGCAACACAAGCAUUGUAUAUUGAAGAAUUAGAAUCAAUUUAUAACAAGUACAAAGACAUUUAUGCCAAAGAUAGAAAACAAGAUUUAAGGAUUGUCAGCUAAAAUUUUUCUACAUAUAUCUUUUUUACUCAAGCAAUACAAAAUAAAAAAGAUGUACGCUCCAUAAACAUGAUUACAAAUUCAGUGCUUUGAUUUACACUGUAAUCAGUACAAA